GGUACCCUACUUACUAACAAAUUUGGCUAAAUUUUUUUUUGGCAAUUUGAAAUCUUUUUCAUCGACAAAAAAAGUCGAAAUUGUCAUAAAAGAUUGGAUACGUCCUUUAUGGAUAUUUCCAAUUUUCACCUGUGAUGCUAUUUUCUUUCAAGUUUCAUUUUAUUUUAUUUUUUUUUUGAAAUUUUUAUCAUUCUAAAUCCUAAAAAAAUGCUCUUUCCUGUUCGAUGUUGGACCUGUGGCAAAGUAAUUGGACAUCUUUGGAAUGAAUACAAUGAACGACUUCAAAUAGCCAAAGUUUCCAAUGAUAAUCUUGAAAAUGGAUUAGAACCAUUAUUCAAGGAAUUGGGAUUAAAACGAUUCUGUUGUCAUACAAUGUUCCUGUCUCAUUAUGAAACAUAUGAAGAUGCGAUUAAAAUGGGCUUUCCAGAAGAUUAUAGUAAUAUGACAUAAUACCCAUAUCAAUCAUUGUUUUUUUUGUGAAACUGAAAACGAAUCACACACCAAAUGAUAAUUUUUAUUUAAUUCAAAAUUUUUUUUUGUCAAUUUGAAUGUUUUUGAUGAAUCUGGAAUAAA
Molecule: messenger RNA, 573 nt
Organism: Dermatophagoides farinae (American house dust mite)
Lineage: Eukaryota; Metazoa; Arthropoda; Arachnida; Sarcoptiformes; Pyroglyphidae
Product: DNA-directed RNA polymerases I, II, and III subunit RPABC5-like
Biological process (GO): DNA-templated transcription
Molecular function (GO): DNA-directed RNA polymerase activity; DNA binding; zinc ion binding
Source: RefSeq, a predicted model, not a curated record